UAAGUCUUCUACAUCCGUACUGCACAUCUGCACCUACUAAACAGUUACCCAAGUAGGCAAUCCUGAAAGCUCGGGGAGCUGAGACACAGCCAUCAAGAGGACGUCAGCACUAUUCGAAUUCACAUGCCCACCCAAAGCCAUGAUACCUGGUUUCAGGUACUGAGUGGAGAUGAAAAAGGGCUGUGCCGCAGCAGUUAAGCUUCUUAGUGGCUUGGGGCUGCUGAACCCCGCGCUAUCUUACGGCCGUCCAGUGCUAAACCCUGCUGGACUCCAACCUUUACUACAUUGGGAGUGCUGGAAGUUGAUCUACGGAAUUGACAGCUCGAAGGAUGGGAAAAAUGUUGAAGGAAGGACAUAUAUAGGGAUUGAAAUGUCACCUCUAAUUUCUUGACAGCAAUCUCAUCGCAAUACUUGAUAUCAAUACCUUCUAAGAUCCGGAUAGAAUUGAUAGCAGAAAUCAUUCAUCAUGGGUAUCCUCGUUAAGCUCAUCGGUUCGGGCAUAGGUCUUGCUUCCGAAGCAAUAUCCCACCGAAAAGCCUCGAAAGAGGAGAAAGCCGCAGCCGCAGCAGCUGGUCUCAACUCCAACAACGGCGAAUCUAGCGCAGCAGGAGCAUCGCGAUCUCGCUCCGUACCAGAUUAUGACGAAGCUCCACCGGAAUAUGUCGAGGUGCCUGAUGAGACGGCAGAGAAGCUAAUCGCGACAGGCCAAGCCGUCCCUGUAGAUUCGAAGGAUGAGAAACACCUGUACAGAGAGGACGAGGAAGAUGUGUCCGAGGACGACGAUGAGGAGUUGUGGGAGAUGGACGAUGCCGCUGGAGCGUUGACGGAGUCGAAUACGCAAGAAGAGAAUGCUAGGAGUCCGCAGAGUCUGAAUCAGCUCACGGAUACCUUUAUGCACGAUCACCCUCCACCAAUGUACACACCUGGUACACCCUCUUUCAAGAGGAACCCAUUACCAUGCCCUGUCAUUCUGCCACAGCGCAGACCGAGAGAUAAGAAGAGGGGCUUUGUGAGAGCUUAUGCUCCGGUUCUGGAGGAUUGUGGCAUUGAUCAAGCUACGUUCUUGGAUUUCCUCAAGACGUUCCAUGCGAGUUGUAAAGAGGACCCAUGGUUGCAGGUUGUGAAUAUGGCAGCUAUGGCUGUAGGCUUCGUGCCUAAUCCUAUUGCAAUGGGUGUCACUAUCGCUGUCCAGUUUGCAGUGGGAGUGGCUAUGGAAGUACAGCGUAGAACGAGAACAAACUCUUUUCUCGACCGUAUGAACAACGAAUUCUUCAAGCCCCGCGGUCUCUACUGCCUCAUCAUGACCUACAAACCCGAAUCCACCUCCUCCCACUCCCGAGUCGACAUCACACAAACAAUCAGCUCCUCUAUGACGCCCGCAGCCAGCAAGAACCGCCAAACACUCAAGAACAUGCGUCUCUCGUCCGGCAAAACAUACGGCGAGCUCGAACUCCCCGAGGCAGCUCCCCUCAUAUUCCCAGCUCUUGAAGACCUCGCAGACGACAACUCUCAAAAUGCCGAGAAGAAGAAGUCCGCCAUGAAAUCCAGCCAGAAAUUCGUCGCGGACUAUUUCGACCGUCGCGCACAAGCAAAAUACAUCGCUGAGAACCCGAACUCGAAACUCGCUAUCUCUCCUGGCGAUGAGAAUGGACAAAAAUUCAGCAGUCGAUAUGCGGACCCGAACCAUCCUGCGAAUUCGGGCAGUCUGAUCAGUUUGUUGACGGGCGGACAUGUGAAUCCGAAGGCGAGGAAGCAGCAGAGGAGGAUUGAUAGGAGGAUGUACAAGGCGUAUAGGAGGGGAGAGGAGAUUACGCCGCAGACGGGGAAGAAGAGGGAUGGGCUUGUUAAGAAGAUUCUGAAGAAGGAUGUGUUGUAUUUGAUGAUUGUUAAUUUACCUUCGGAUGAGGAGUUGCAGGCUGCUGGUGGCUUGGCUGCUGUUGCUGCUGAGGAUCGAUAGGGGUUUGGAUAUGGUUGCAUGUUGUGGUUUCUGGGUCUUUUGAGUAGAGCGUAGUAACGAAUUGGAU
Messenger RNA from Mollisia scopiformis, 2024 nucleotides. RefSeq lists its product as uncharacterized. The coding region runs from base 467 to 1957 and encodes 496 amino acids. The record is from RefSeq and is a predicted model, not a curated record. Lineage: Eukaryota; Fungi; Ascomycota; Leotiomycetes; Helotiales; Mollisiaceae. The transcript has 2 exons.